This is a messenger RNA of Penicillium brasilianum, 2299 nucleotides long. Lineage: Eukaryota; Fungi; Ascomycota; Eurotiomycetes; Eurotiales; Aspergillaceae. The record is from the annotation of a GenBank genome assembly.
AAAAAGCAAGGUGCAGCCCGUCAUCAACAACCAAUUGAGAACAUCUAUUGUGUCAGAUGAUGCAGAAGGUUCUUUGCCUGUGCUUGCUGCUAAUAGGCACCUCAUAUGCAGCAAUAACAUGUAACCGAAGAUCCCAGAUUAUCAAAUCACUGAAUGUUCGAAGAAAUGCCAGCUCAAGUUCAACGCCAUUGCAGGUUGGCAAUGGGAACUUUGCAUUUGGGGCUGAUGUCACCGGUCUCCAAACCUUCGCCCCUUUCGCCAUCAUGUCCACCUGGGGUUGGCAUAACUUCAGCUUACCAACUACGGCACGGCAGACUUUGCCUGAUGACUUCACAGGACUUGACUGGUGGACCCAUGGAAAACUUGUUAACUAUGACAUGCCCAAUCCGGCUGAGAACGACAUCUCGAAUUGGCUGAUCAAGAACCCUCAACGUCUCAAUUUGGCAAGGACCGGAUUCACUUUCAGUGAUGCCAAUGUCACUGAGGCAAAUCUUCAACAAAAGACUCAGGAAUUAGACUUGUGGUCAGGCAAGAUCAGUUCAUCCUUCGUCUACAACGGUAGCUCUGUUGCCGUUGAGACAGUUGCAGAUCCAGCCUCUGAUACCGUCGCAAUCAGCGUGGAAUCGAAACUCUUCCAAGAUGGUAUGGGGAUAUUUUUUGAUUUCCCGUACUCUGAUCUCAACAAAUUCGACGCCCCAUUCGUGGGGGUUUGGAAUGCGACAUCCAAUCAUUCCACAAAAUUGACCACAAUCGACUCCCACUCUACUGAGAUCAAGCACACGUUGGAUGAGAAUAGCUACUAUGUGACGAUCAACUGGGAGACCCCAGGUGCCAUGUCCGGUCCAACUGAUGGAACGCAUCGCUACCACUUCCACUCGAAGAGCAGCCGUGUGCGCAUGACUAUUAGCUUUUCUCUCGAAGCAAGCAAGAAGAGCAAAGAGCUCAAAUUCAUAGACGUGAAGACCUCCUCUGCGUCUUGGUGGAAAUCCUACUGGUGCAAAGGGGCAUUCAUUGAUCUGUCAGCAGCAGCAGCAUUCAAUACCAGCGCCGCUGAGCUACAACGACGUACAAUCCUCUCGCAGUACCUCGUUGCCGUGAAUGAGGCGUCAUCAAACCCGCCCCAGGAGUCCGGCCUGGUUAACAAUGGCUGGUAUGGCAAAUUUCAUCUCGAGAUGAGUUUGUGGCACCUGGCUCAGUUCGCCCGCUGGAAUCACUUCGACCUGUUGGAGCGUAGCAUCCCUUCAAUCUAUGAGCGGCUUCUCCCUUCAGGCAUCGCACGUGCGAAAGGUCAGGGAUAUAAUGGAGCACGAUGGGGGAAGAUGACUGAUCCAACUGGCCGAUCUGCUCCUGGUGAGAUCAACGCCCUCCUUAUUUGGCAACAGCCGCACCCGAUGUAUUUUGCCGAACUUGAGUAUCGAGCCGAUCCAGGUCGCACAACACUGGCUAAGUGGGACGCUAUUCUGACCGAGUCUGCAAAUUUCAUGGCUUCGUUUGCCUGGUGGAACAGCACGACUGCUGUUUAUGAUCUUGGACCGCCCAUGUAUCCUGUCUCCGAGAAUACUUCUCCCAAUGUAACCGUCAACCCGACUUUUGAGCUGGCAUAUUGGCGCUUUGGACUGGAUAUCGCAGUUCACUGGAAACAACGCCAGGGCCAGACAGCCCCGAAAUUGUGGACUCGGGUUCUUGAGAACCUGGCGCCACUUCCAAUUGUUGACGGCGCUUAUGCCGUGUACGAAGGCAUCCCGAACAUGUGGACUAGCAACGACACGACGAACGAUCAUCCAGCAAUGACUGGCAUCUACGGCCUUUUGCCGCCGCCAUCAACCGGUCCGCCAAUAAAUUUGACCAUCGUGCAGAAUACAGCAGAGAAGGUCAAGAAGCUGUGGGCACUAGAGGAUUCAUACGGCUGGGAUUUCUCCAUGUUAGCCUUGAACUCUUUACGUCUGGGUAACAUUGACCAGGCAAUCGCAUAUUUAAUUGACCCGAUAUUUCAGUUUGACGAUGCUGGAUAUCCCGAGGGAGGUAGUCGAGUUCCGACACCGUACAUGCCAGAUGCCGCUUCUCUGCUGCUCGCGAUGGCCAUGAUGGCUGGAGGCUGGGACGAAGCCGAAGGAGCGCACUUUCCACCGGACUGGCCAGUAGAAGUUGACGGGUUUAGUCCUGCAAUGUGAUUUAUCGAACCAGUCAUUUGGCGGUGUCGAUCUAGCAAUAGAUUUCCGUGAUACACCAACGGCCUCUCUCAUCCUGACAAAUAAUUCGAGGGCUGUUGGCUGAUAAGAAAUCGUGAUACAGUUAGCCG